UAAUACAAUUUUGAAUGAAUUAAACAAUAUUGAAAUAUAAACAUUAAACCAGCACAUACACUCUGUUAUCACUAACUGUAAAAAUAUCUGAUAUUUAAAGCCCGACCGAGACCGGACCGAAAAUAACCGGUUGCAGAACGUAAAACCUUGUGUCAAUUAAAGCACCGUAACCUUUAUUUUACAUUUUAAAAAGACCCCAACAAAAACCAAAACCCUAAUACAGAACCGAAAAAAUACCAGUUUUUUUAGGGUUUUUAUCUGUUUUCAAGGACUUGUUGAAGGAGAAGCAAAUUACAAAAAAUGUAUUGUUUAGAAACAAGAAUUAUAUUUUAUACUUAUAUUGUUUAAUAUUAUUUAAUACACAGUACUGACGUAAUGCUAUUUUUAGCCGCGUUGCCCGUAUGUCCGCGAUCGUAACGACCGACGAUGGUCGAUGGCGAGUCUAUCGAGUAUAGACCUAUUCUGCCCUCCUAAAGAGAUAGGCAGUAAACGCCCAAUUUAAAAAAAGGUAUUAUUUGAUAUUAAUAUUAAAUAACAAAUUACGCAUCUUUUUUAAUAAGACAAAAUACAGUAAAAACCAUUUUAAAUGGCCUUAAAAGCGAUUCAAAAUAUAGUAUCUCCCAAUUUAUUUUAAAAUACUAUCCAAAACUAAGAAAAACUGCAGUAUGUAACAUAUACUAGAUAAAAAUACAGUAAACGCCAUGGUUAUACUGCGUUUGUUCUUAGUAUUAUGAUUGCCCUUAACACAUACUACAUAUUUACCUAUGUUAAGAACUCCUGAAUAUUACAUAUUUUAUUUCGAAUAUAUAUAUUAUAUAUAUGUUGACAACAUAUAUAGAAGUAUUUCAUUACAAUCAUAAUGCAGAGUGUGUGUGUGUGUGUGUGUGUGUGUGUGUCGUACGACGCUGCUACCGUGGGAUCCGCUGAAUAAGGGAUUUUUUUAUGUGAACGGAGCACCGUCGCGGCAACACAUAGGGAGUCGGUCAGUCGUAUUAUAACCAGUGUUAGAUUAAUUUGUAGCUAUACUUAAGAUUUUUACUACCAAUUUCAAUAAAAAUACAUUAAUUAUUUUAAUAUUCAAUUGGUGCAUACGCUUUAUUUUUUUGUUGUGUGUAAAAUCCAUAACACCUAGUAUCAUAGCUAAAAUGAAUUGCAAGUUGCAAUAUGUUGAAUGUCUUUAAAAACAUAUUAUACACCAUCUGUUUAUAAUAUUAUAAUAGACCUGAUAAUAGUAUUAUUCCAUUACAAAUUAUUUACUAGGUCUAUGGUAAAUACCGCAAUAAAAUAGUUAUCAUACAAAUUAUUUAAGAAUCAAUAAUCAUAUUGCCAAUUACUAGUCAACAGUAAAUAGGUACCAUGGUUGUAGAUAAUAUGUGAUAUUAUGAUAUUAAAUAGGUACAACCGUUAUCAUAGGUACAACAAUUUAUUUAUCAUUGUUUUUGAAUAGAAAUUAUUACCUAUUAUAAAUUAGAAUAAUACUUUUUUAUUUUUACAACAAUGACUUCAAAACAACGAAUUAAAAAGAUAAUCAACCAACUCAAACAACCACAUGAUACAACAGUGACUAUAACUGAACCUCCACCUAAAGCAUUGAAGAAAUUAUUUUAUGAAGAGCCAACAGAAAUAACUGCAGCUGCUAACUUUGAAACUGAAUUGGAACAGUUGGACAACUUAGAUGUUUUUGAUUUUGAUUUGAUGCCCAUUCAAUUUAAUAUUGAUGAUAAUCCGAAUGAAACAAUUAUUGAGCCACAAACUCUGGAAGUUUUAGAUCAAGUUGAAGUUAUUGAGGAAGAUCUUCAAAAUGAAGAAUAUCAAAUCUUCACUAAAGAUGGCAAUCCAAGAAAAAGAAAUCCGACUAUAUACUGAUAUGCUGAUUUCACAUACAAAGUGGAAAAAAAUUAAUGAAAUCUGAUUAUUUUAAGGUAAAAAAUGAAGAAAUCUAAAAAUUCAUUUUCCCAAUAUUUUGGUUUUUAGUGAUACUGCCUUUCUCUUUAGGAGGGCAGUAUUUAUAUAUAAUAUAUUACUAUUAUAUGAUAUCAAUGUUCAUAUUACACCAUAACAAAUAAUUUCUAUGAACAGUACGAACACUUUUAAAAGUUAUUUUUACUAUUGAAAAAUGACUGGGUUUUUGAAAUGCUAUAUAUACGUCAUGUCCUACACAGUGCAUAUCACAACUUUACCAACCAAUUUGCCAUUCCAGUUCAAACGGCUGCUUUGCAAUGACUAUUAAUAAGGCACAAGGUCAAACAUUAAGGGUUGCAGGUUUAGACUUAACUGUCCAAUGUUUUUCCCAUGGUACAUAGCUCUGUUACAUGCAAACAAAAUCUAUUUGUGCUGGCCCCAGAAGGCGAGACAUUUAACGUGGUGUAUCCAGAAAUAUUUAAUGCUAAAGACAAAUUUGAUAUAAUUAACAAAAUAAAAAUCAUACAGCAAAAUAAAACAAAUAUAUUCCACACUUAUGUAUAAAAUUAUACUAUAAAAAAUAAUCAAAUUAAAUAUCUGAUAAAAUUCAUACCAAACUUUUCACAUAUCCUUAAAAACAUAUAUAAAUGUACUGAAAUCUAGAAAUAGCAAAGCAUUACCAAGUCAGCUAGUUUUUUAAUAAAAUAUUUGUAUUUAACUAAAAAUAAUUCUUGUAGCUAUGAAACCACAAUUGAAACAUAUGAUAUGGAAAAUGAUGUUGAUCUUGAUGAAGACCAAAUCUCAAUGAUGCUCGCUGAAAACACAGAAGAAAAUACCAAUUGCCUAGAUAACGAUUAUGAACAAACUGAAAAUAUAUUGAAUGAAAUUCAAUCAUUUCAAAAUAUUAUGGGUGAUACUUCAAUAUUUACAGGCGUACGGUGUGUGGCCCAUACCUUACAAUUGGCCACGAUAGACAGUUUGAAAGAUAGUGGGAUUGAAAAAAUGUUAAAUAAAGUUCGAACAUUGGUUAAAAACUUUGAAACCAAACAUAUGUAUACACAAUAAUAAAAGAAAACUUAGUCUCCCAUACUUGACUGCCUAACUCGUUGGCACUCAACAUUGGAUAUGUUGGAAAGAGUCAAAUAUCUUAAACAUUUUAUACAGAAUAUGGCGGCAAACGAUUCAUCAUUGAAAAAAGUAUGUUUAAACAAUUUAGAAUGGAAUCAAAUUGAAGCUAUUUCGAAAGCUUUAUUUACCCUUCAAAAAUAUGUACCAAAGUUACAAAACGAGCAGUUGACAUUAACCGAUUUUUAUGGCUCCUGGAUUUUGUGUAAAAUUCAAACUCAAAAAUGUAACACUUUGUUUUCUAAAAAAUUGGUUGAAUGUUUAACUAAUAGGGAACAACAUUUAAUGAAGAAUGACGUUUAAUUGGCAGCCAUUUUUUUUUAUCAACAAUACUAAACCAUAAUUGAUGACAAAUAAUACACAACUGCCACUAAUCAUUUAAUUGGAGUUUGGCUUCAAUUGAAAAAGUUAGAGCAAAAAAGUGUUGAC
This is a messenger RNA of Myzus persicae (green peach aphid), 3456 nucleotides long. RefSeq lists its product as uncharacterized. Gene Ontology annotation, molecular function: protein dimerization activity. Lineage: Eukaryota; Metazoa; Arthropoda; Insecta; Hemiptera; Aphididae. Bases 1498 to 1866 code for a protein of 122 amino acids. The transcript has 5 exons. The record is from RefSeq and is a predicted model, not a curated record.